UCGGAGCGCCAGCCAUGGAGCCGCAGAAAGAGGCGCGAACUUCCAAGGUCCCUGUAGCGCAUCCGCCUGAGGCCUCGAGGUCUCAGACGCCCAGCGAGGAGGAACGGCGAGAGGGCAGCGCAGCGCUGGCGUCGGCUGGCGCAGGAGCGGAGGCGGACGGAGCCAGUGCCGACGGGUUGUGGGAACUGCCAGUGGAGCCUGCCCGGCGGAGGCCCGAGUGCAGCCGCUGCAGCCGUCCUCAGAAAGUAUGUUUGUGUCCAUUUCUACCAUUGCAUCCUCUCCAUAUCUCUACGCACUUGUACAUAAUUCAGCAUCCAGCAGAGGAAAGCAAAGUGCUUCGGACAGUUCCUCUUCUAGCAGCAUGCCUACCCCAGGAUAAGUGCAAGGUCAAGAUUGGCCGCCGCUUCAGUGAGGAAAGAGAUCCUGAACUUUCAGCGAUUUGUCGGAAGUCUGAUACAUUAAUAUUAUAUCCAGGGGCUGAAGCUGCUAAUUUGGAAGAAUUUAUAUUAGAUUCUCCUGUUUACCCUUCCACAAUCAUCAUCAUCGAUGGCACAUGGAGCCAGGCUAAGGACAUUUUCUAUAAGAAUUCCUUGUUCCGACUUCCCAAACAGGUGCAGUUAAAAACUAGCAUUUCUAGUCAGUACGUCAUUCGGACACAGCCAACAAACAGGUGCCUUUCUACGCUGGAGUGUGCGGCUGUUGCCCUUUCCAUCUUGGAGAAAAAUAACUCCAUACAAGAGACUUUGCUUCGCCCACUUCAAGCUUUAUGCUCUUUCCAGCUUCAGCAUGGUGCUCAAAUUCGCCUCAGCAAGGAACACCUCCUGAAGAAUGGAUUAUAUCCUAAACCCAUGCCAAAAAACAAACGUAAACUCAGGAAAAUGGAACUGUUGAUGAAUAGUGUUAAAAUUUAGUGCACUUGUUCUUAUGGUGCUAGUUAGAGUGUCUUUGACUAACAUUGCCAAGUUAAGUUUUCUUACAAUUAAGUCUGUAGAUUUUUGAAUAAGGAGUAGGAAUUACAAACUAACUUGCCCAGAAAGGGAAGUAAGCCAGAUAGCCAUAAAAUCAAACACAUUUCAUUGACUAAAUUAAACAAUAAGAUGUUACACUGCAUCUAUUUUGUAAAAUGUGCCUCUUAAUUCAUCCUUUCAAAUCCGUAACUUAAAAUGUGGCUACGUGUUGAACUCAGUUACAAGUUCUCGGUUAUUAUAUUGAGGUUAUUAUAUUGAAGGAAGUUAUAUCUGAUUGGAACUAUAUAUUGUUUCCAUUGAUGUUUAUAGAUCAUUAGCUGCAGACAUGUAAUUGAAGAGCUAUCAGUUUGCAGUCUUGUAAGUGCAGGAACUUUAUAGUUUGAAAAAAAUAGCAACAAAAUAAUAACUGUUUACAUAGAACUUAUUUAUUUUAUAAUAUAGUAUAACUGGUCAAAGAACUAUUCGUUAGGGACAAAGUUUGAACUUAGCUAAUAUGCUUUAGCUGUUAUAUUAAUUGCCCUAACUUUUGUAGAGGUGCACGUAAUUUUGAUACAAUAAACAAUUUUCAUUUGUAAUUACUCCUCAUAAUAUA
This is a messenger RNA of Condylura cristata (star-nosed mole), 1560 nucleotides long. It is a transcript of the gene DTWD2, whose product is annotated as DTW domain containing 2. Lineage: Eukaryota; Metazoa; Chordata; Mammalia; Eulipotyphla; Talpidae. The record is from RefSeq and is a predicted model, not a curated record. The transcript is spliced from 6 exons. Bases 15 to 911 code for a protein of 298 amino acids.